Messenger RNA from Entamoeba invadens IP1, 816 nucleotides. Its product is annotated as protein kinase domain containing protein. Gene Ontology annotation, molecular function: protein kinase activity; ATP binding. The record is from RefSeq and is a predicted model, not a curated record. The annotation marks the transcript as partial. The transcript has a single exon. Lineage: Eukaryota; Evosea; Mastigamoebida; Endamoebidae. Gene Ontology annotation, biological process: protein phosphorylation.
UUCAAGUGGGAAAAGUUGACUUCCGAGGAAGUUGAAGAGUUGAAACUUGAUGUGAACAAUGAGUGUGCUAUAAUGAGUAAAUUGCGUAAUCCGUUUGUCGCGAAUUACAUUGGCGCAGUGACUUAUAUUCCUCAAGUAUCAAUGGUCAUGCAAUUUUUCCUUUUGGGAUCAUUAGGAGAGUAUGUUAGAAACGACAGUGAUGAUUAUAUCAAAUUGUCUUACAAACUCAAAUUACGCAUCUUGUAUGAUACAGCAAGGGGAAUGGAGUUUCUUCAUGAAAAUAAAAUCGUUCAUUUGGAUUUGAAACCCGACAAUUUACUUGUCAAUUCACUCUUCGAAGAUUCAGCUUGUUGUGUGAAAAUCACAGACUUUGGUACUUCUCGCUUUAUAAAGAAAACAUGGGAUGACGACAAAGGGUUGGGCACUCCAAUAUACGCCGCACCAGAGACGUACAAUGAUAUUUACACAACAAGUGGUGAUGUGUAUUCAUUUGCGAUUACAUCUUGGGAAAUCUUUUACCAACAAGAGCCUUUCAAACAACUGAAAACACUUUUUGAUGUCAAGUCUCAUGUGUUAUCUGGCAAACGACUAAACAUAGACCAGACAAUGCCUGUCAAAUUGAAGUCGUUAAUCGAAGGGUGUUGGAAGGAGGAUCCAAACAAUAGGUACCAAUUCACAGAUAUCUGCAAGCUCUUUGUAAAAAUUUACGAUGAGGUUGACGUCUAUGACAGCUUGAAUGAGGGUGUUAACACAGACAAAAUAAAGAGCUUUGUUGAGAAGAGACAAGAAAGAAUGAGGAAGAUGCUUGAAGAUUAA